UCAAGAUGUAGCUUAUCAAUCCCCAGACAAAAUCAAACGGUUCUUGCACAGUGUUCAUAAUCACAUUUAAGAUGGGGGCAUUCCUUUUCCAACAUUCCAUCAUGUUUGUUAUGACCAAUUUAGGACUGGGCUAGCAGAGCAAACAGAGAAGCCUUCGACUCUUCGUUUUCUUUUAAAUUUUCGGAGAGACGAAAGAUGUUGUUCUUCUCGUAUUUUAAGGAUUUGGUUGGCAGAGAAGUGACGGUCGAAUUGAAGAACGACCUCGCUAUUAGGGGGACUCUGCAUUCUGUUGAUCAAUAUCUGAAUAUUAAGCUCGAGAACACUAGAGUGGUUGAUCAAGAGAAGUAUCCUCACUUGCUUUCAGUGAGGAAUUGCUUUAUCAGGGGAUCGGUGGUGCGAUAUGUUCAGCUACCUCCAGAGGGAGUCGACAUUGAACUUCUUCACGAUGCCACAAGGAGAGAAGCUCGUGAUGGCUGAUAGUUAGUUUCUGGCCAACUUUUGUGCUACUUGGAAGGGGAGAGCAUUUAUCAAAAGAAAAGACGGGCAGCCAGGAGAGGGAGGGCUGUCACGUCUGUGGAUCUGCUUACAUCAAUAUAUGGUUUUGAUAUUAACGAGUUUGCUGACUUUUUACCUAACUUCUGCUAUUCAUACAAGUGCCUGGCCGAUGGUGAGAAAUUCUAUUCUGUAGGCUAAGGGACCCACUCAUAUGUGUCCAUAUUUUGAUAAACAAGUCUCCGCUACAACCAGCAGUGACCUUACCAAUCAGCCAGUUGGCAGUUGGCACUUUGCAAAUAGUGUUAGUUUGUGUUUGGCAAAUGAUUUCAAUUCCUGUUUUUCAGGGUCAGAAUGA
Messenger RNA from Nelumbo nucifera (sacred lotus), 850 nucleotides. RefSeq names its product sm-like protein LSM2. Gene Ontology annotation, biological process: mRNA splicing, via spliceosome. The record is from RefSeq and is a predicted model, not a curated record. NCBI's taxonomy places the organism in Eukaryota, Viridiplantae, Streptophyta, Magnoliopsida, Proteales, Nelumbonaceae. Gene Ontology annotation, molecular function: RNA binding. Gene Ontology annotation, cellular component: Lsm1-7-Pat1 complex; U6 snRNP; P-body.